GAAGACCAGAAGACAUUUUUAUCAAAACAUUGAUCAAGAAAUCUCACAAACAGAGAAUGGCUACCAAGGCAAAGUUCCGGCAAAAAUAUGAUUUGGAUUUAAGUUCAGAAUUGAAGAAUGGUCUAGGUCAGCCAUGGGAGUACCUUAUAGAUGCUUUACUACAGGAGAGAGGCGUGGCAGACUCUUAUGCUGUGUUUGAUGCACUCAGUGGAAGAAGUCAGCAGACAGCAGACAUGUGUGACGUGGUCGAGCUGUUAUGUUCCAGGGAUAAUGCCACUAUAGCAGAACUCAAGGAAUCUUAUAGAAAAGAAUUUUCAAUCAGUUUAGAAGAGGAUGUAACUGAUAGAUCCAAACCUCCAUUACAAACAGUUCUUAUAGCAUUACAAAAG
Molecule: messenger RNA, 389 nt
Organism: Ruditapes philippinarum (Manila clam)
Lineage: Eukaryota; Metazoa; Mollusca; Bivalvia; Venerida; Veneridae
Product: annexin A13-like
Exons: 5
Cellular component (GO): cytoplasm
Molecular function (GO): calcium ion binding; calcium-dependent phospholipid binding
Source: RefSeq, a predicted model, not a curated record